AUGCCGCCCGCAUCACGCGCAACGCGCACCAAGAAGGAGCCCGCUGCGAUCGACCUCUCCUUCCUCUCGUCCGACGAGGAGUUCGCCGCUUUCAGGACAGAUUCGCCCAAGAAGGCCACCCAGUCCAAGCGCGCAUAUCGAGCGCAAACCUCCACCACGCGCACAAAGUCGGCCACACGCACAACCUCGUCUCGUGGCCAAGCAGCUCGCCACACCAAUGGUUCCAGCAGCCGCAGUGCGCCACGUCGCAGAUUCAGCCCCGUUGAUUCCGACGACGACGACGACGACGACGACGACCAGGCCAGCUCCGAUUCACCACAAGUCUCUCAGUCCACGCAAACCCGCCGCCUCCGACGCGGCUCAGCCGUCGCCUCCCAAAAGCAAACACGUUCGCGCGCCGCACCUGCCCCUCCUCCCGCUCGCGCCACUCGAUCGCGUCGCCCUCUCUUAGCAAACUACUCGGACGUCGACUCGGACGACGGAGACCACGGUCGCCGUUCCACAACAAGGGCUCCUGCGAGCAGGAAGCUCCGCGGGCUCGAAGACUUUGUCGUCGACGACUCGGACGACGACGAUCCUCCGCAGCACAACAACAAGCGCUCCACCAGAUCUGCCGCACCAUCCAGACCCACACGCAGGGUCUCCACAAGACAACAAAAGGCCGCCGCCAUCGAGUCCGACGACGAAGAGCAAGACGAGGAUGACGAUGCCGAGGAAGAAGAAGAGGAGCAAGAAGAUGAAGAGGACGACGACGACGACGACGACGACGACCUGACUCUCGGAUGCAGUGCACGCUCCAGGAAUCGCCAUACCCGUUCCAAUCCUCGCGCCAAGCGCCCAACCGCCCGUCGACCCAAAGUCAAGAGGGACGACACGGACGAUUGGAUGGACCUCAACGACGACGAUUCCACCAGCACCGACGAAGACCAACACAUGUCCAACGACGACGAGUCAGAGGACGACGAGCUCGUCGACUCCGACGAAGUCGAAUUCAUCCGCCGCGCCAACAACAAGCGUUCCGCACCCUCCAGAUCUAGCAAAGCCUCCAAGCGCCCACGCAACGCGCCUCGCUCCUCGGCAACGUCGACAAGGCGCACAAACGCCCGCAGGGCUCCUCGCAGAAAGGCUUCCAGCCGUCCACAGCGCCCGCCAAAGAUGCGAUUCGCACUCCAGCAGGAGCUGCCCGAGCCUUCCUUGGAUGAGCCCGACAACCCUACCCCGCCCGUCAUCGACAUACCCACCGAGACCACGCUUUUGGAAGACCACACCUUCAUCGACGGUGUGCCCGCGAUCUGCAGCUCGUCCGAGCACGAGGCCGAGCAAGAAGAAGAAGAAGACGAGUCUGCGAGCGAGCAGGGCUACACUUCGACCGCCUCCUACUCCGAAGAGGCCGAGCUCAUGGCCGCAGACCAGCCGUGCAUCGACCGACACUGGCCCGGCUGCAAGCGCUGCAAAGACGGCCCCGCUCUGCCGCUCUACAACAAGUCGCUCACCACACUCAAGAGACAGCAAACGCGCGAGCAGAAAAAGCGCCUCAACAAGUCGCCCGACCGCAUCGACUCGCGCGGACGCCAGCGCAAGGCGCUCAUCGACGACGCCUGGGGCGCCCUCACGCCAGUCCAGCAGACUCAGGAAUGGAUGGAAGUGCUCGAGGACCGCGGAGGUUGGUUCGAGUGCAGCACUUGCUCCGUCUCCUGGCACUGGGGCUGCCUUCCGCUCGAUUCCCAGAAAUCCAUCCUGCACACCAUCAACACAGAGGCCACCCGUCGCCAUCGCUCCAUCUUUGGCCAGUCUGCGCCGCCUCCCGAUCCCGUCCGCCGCAUCGACGUCGACGAGUUCGUCAACACUGCUUCCUGCCCCGACUGCGCCGGCUACGCUGCCCACUGCAUCCACUGCAAGGCCGACGUCAACGGCCAUCGUACCACCGAGGAGCAGCUCGGCAUCACACAGGCCAUGCUCGACGCCUACCCAAAGCCGCCCACCAACCUCACAGCCACCAGGCUCUUCCGCUGCAGGCGCUGCUCUCGUCCCAGCCACUACGAGUGCAUCGCACGCGCCUCGGACCAAGACGACCCCUCGGCCGAACACGCCGCCAAACUGGCCCAGGACGGCGGCUGGCUUUGCGCCGACUGCCACCGCUGGCCUGCCGUGGACAAGAUCAUCGCAUGGCGCCCGCUCGAUCGCAGCCAGUGGAACGACGACUCCAACCGCGCCUAUGCCGCCUUGCAUCCGCGCGAGAACCUGCCGCGCGAGUACCUCGUCAAGUUCAAAGACCGCUCGUACCGCGAGACCGAAUGGGUGCCCCACGACUGGCUCCGCAUCCUCCACCAGAUGGCGCUCAUGCAAUUCCUCGCAAAGGGCAGCCGUCUCGAGCUCGAGCCCGCCGAGCUCGUCGAGUCCGACCAGGCGCUCGCAAACGCGCGCAAGAGCCGAGCUUCUCUCGCACUUGGCGGUGGAGGCGCAGGUCGUGCGCUUGUCGAGGGCCGCGCUGUGACGCGCUCGAUCAAAAAGACGCUCAAGGUCGACGACAAGGGCGACGUCGAUGUCGGGCCGCCGUCUCCCAUGCACGAUGCGCAGCGCCGCAUCCCCAAGGCGUGGAAGACGCCCGACCGCAUCCUCGCCGUCAAGUUCUACUCCUCCAUGAAGAAUGAAGAUGGCGACGACGAGCGGAGUGGGGAUAUGGUCGAUUCGGACUCCAUCUCUCGCCACAAGCUCGACCCCUCCGACUACCUGCGCAGCUGGCAGCAUGUGGCAAAGCUGUACAUCAAGUGGCAGGACCAGCCCUACGAGGGCGCCACCUGGGAGGAUCCACCCACGCGCCGAAAGCAGGCAGACGUCUUUUACGAAGCCCAGGAGGCCUACCGCGCCUUCCUGGUGGCGCAGCAGAUCGUCUUCCCCGCGCUGACGCAGGACGAAAAGCGGAGGAAGCGCGAACGUCGCCUCGCCCGAUCCGGUUCGGGCUUCCGGGCGCUCGACGACCAGCCGUCGUGCGUCCAGGGCGGCGACCUCAUCGACUUCCAGCUCGAAGGCGUCAACUGGCUGCGCUACGGCUGGUACCACCAGAAGCCCGGCAUCUUGGCCGACGAGAUGGGUCUCGGCAAGACCGUGCAGGUCAUCACCUUCCUCGCCUCGCUCUGGAAGGAGGGCAAGGCUGGGCCGUUCCUCGUGGUCGUGCCCAACUCGACGCUGCCCAACUGGAUGCGCGAGUUCGAAAAGUGGAUGUCCCAGUUCCGCGUCGUGCCGUACUGGGGCGAGUCCGAGGCGCGCGACAUGAUCUCGCGCUACGAGUUCUUCCACUCGAAAAAGGCGCUCGCCCAGAUGGACGAGGCGACGCGUGCGAUCAAGUUCCACGUGGUCGUCGCUGCCGACUCGACCGUGAGGCUCGACUCGCUGCCGCUCCGCAAGGUCGAGAGCUGGGACGUGAUCAUCGUCGACGAGGGCCAGAAUCUCAAGUCCGGCAAGUCGCUGCUGCUCAAGCGGCUCAACGAGCUGCACGCCGAGCACCGCGUCAUCAUGACGGGCACGCCGCUCAACAACAACACCACCGAGCUCUUCAAUCUGCUCAACUGGCUCGAGCCCGGCGGACAGUGGAAGGACGUCAAGGCGCUCGAGGCCGAGUACAGCGCGCUUAAGCCCGAGGUGAUCGAAGAGCUGCAGCAGCGCCUCAGGCCCUACUUUCUGCGUCGUCUCAAAAAGGAGGUGCUCGAUCUGCCGCCCAAGAUCGAGCUCAUCGUGCCUACGUCGUUGCGUCCUAUCCAGAAGCGUAUCUACCGCUCGAUUCUCGAGUCGAACGUCGAAGACAUCCAGGCGCUCGCUGCCUCGCGCGGGCCCGGCGGCAAGCGCAACAAGAAGAGCACGUUCACCAACCUCAACAACACGCUCAUGCAGCUGCGCAAGUGCAUCCAGCACCCAUACCUCAUCGCGCCCGACCUCGAGACGCGCGAGGACGAGGCCAACUACGAGGCGACCUGGGAACACCAGCGCCUCAUCGAUGCGAGCGGCAAGCUGUCGCUGCUCCAGCGGCUGCUGCCCAAGCUCAAGGCCGGCGGCCACCGCAUCCUGCUCUUCUCGCAGUUCGUCAUCAACCUCGACAUCGUCGAGGUCUUCCUGCGCGGCGAGGGGUACAAGUUCCUGCGGCUCGACGGCGACGUGGGCCAGAAGCAGCGCCAGAAGGGCAUCGACGCGUUCAACGCGCCGGACUCGCCCUACUUUGUCUACAUGAUCAGCACGCGCGCCGGCGGCGUGGGCAUCAACCUCGCCACGGCCGACACGGUGAUCAUCAUGGAUCCGGACUGGAAUCCGCACGUGGACAUGCAGGCGAUCGCGCGCGCCCACCGCAUCGGCCAGACCAAGAAGCUGCUCGUGUUCACGCUCAUGUGCAAGGCCACCGUCGAGGAGCGCAUCCUGCAGGGCGCCAAGCGCAAGAUGAUGCUCGACCACCUCAUCGUGCAGAACCUCAACAACGAGGAGGAGACGCCCAUGGAGCUCGAGUCGAUCCUCAAGUUUGGCGCACAGGCGCUCUUUGCCGAGGGCGGCACCGAGGAGUCGGAGCGCGACGUGCGGUAUUCGGACAAGGAUCUCGACUCGCUACUCAUGCGCAGGGAGGAUGCGGAGGACGAGCCGGUCGCAGAUGCAGCUGUGCAGGCUAACGGCGAGGACAAGGGCACCUUCUCGUAUGCACGCGUUUGGGAGGCCGACGCGUCGGCGGCGACCACGGCUGCCGUUGCACCGACCGCUGUGGUCGACGACGACUUCUGGGCCGACUUGCUGCAGAAGCACCGCGACGAUGCAGCCAAGCGCGCGUCCGAGGCGCGCGAGAAGGAGCUGGCCGAGAAGCGCGCGUCGCGACGAGAUCGUAUCCGAAGCAUGCUCGAGGAGGAAGCCGACAAGGAGGCGGAGCCUGCGCCUGCCAAGGGCAAGCGCGGGCGUCCCAAGAAGGUGCCCCAGCAAGUUGUCGACGAGGACUGGAGGGCCACAGCGGACGCCGGCAGCGACAGCGACGACUACGAGAUGAUCGAUGCGGUGCUCCAGGACGAGGAGGACCUGCCGGCGGUGCAGGCGCUGCGCAGGCGCCAGAUUAACUCGUCCAACGCCGCCGUCGCUGCGGCUGCGGCGGCGGUCGCGGUCGCGGUCUCGGCAGCGGCCACAGCAGUAACGGUUGCUACCGCCCAGUCUGUCGCCCAGUCUGCCGCCCAGUCUUCUGCGGCUGGCUCGUCAGCUGGCGCUACGGCUGUGCCAAGUGUGCUCGCAGCGCCCCCUGCGCCUCGACCUGCGUCUCGACCAGCGCCGACGGCUGCUCGGCCUCUGGCGAUCAAAGCGAGCACGUCCAAGGGCGCGGCGACUGCCACCUCGCCCAAGAUCAAGAACGGGCCGCCGACGCUGGCCGGUCUGCAGCGGGAGCUGAUCGCCGAGCACCGGCUUCCGUCGCCAUCGCCGCUGCACGAUCUGGACGCGUCGCAGCCCGUGUCGGCGAUCCGGCCGGGCCAUCUGGCGGCGAUGCGGCGUGUGCUGCUGACGCUGCUGCCGGAGCACGACUUUGCGCGCGACGUGGCGGAGCGCGCGGCGAGCGGGCGAGCGCCGGACGUGCCGCCGCCCAGCAUGCGUUUCCAGCUGACCGAGACGCAUGUGGACUACUACAUGCAGUCGUUCGGCGUGCCGCGUCCGGUGUUUGAUGCGGCGUUCAGCAAGAUCCCCGAGGAGAGCAUCCCGCCCGAGAUUCUGGCGCUGCCGUACGGUGGUGCGAUUGCGCUCGACUGGCGCAAGAUCCGCGAGCUGCUGGUGCGCACCGCGACGUACAUGGUGGUGGCGCUGCGCACGCCCAAGAGCGAGGCGCCGUGGGUGCGCGCGAUCAUGGAGUGGGAGAAGAAGCGCGCCCAGGUGGCACCGGCGGUGAUCGAGAUCGCCGACUCGCCGCCGCCCGACCGCGAGGUGCUGGCGCCGCAGACGAUUACGGCGGCGGCGGGUGUGCUGGUGCAUGCGGCGAAGCGCCAGGCGUGGCUGGAGGCGGUCCAGUCGCGCGGGGACGAGGAGCUGACCAAGACGGCACGGUUGGCGGUGGAGAAUCCGACGUCGAGAUCGGCGCCUUCGGUGGUGCUUUUCGUGCAGGGCUUUAUGGAGGGCCGUAUGGAGCGUACUCCGUAUCUGCAGGCGAAGCUGUCGGUUCGAAACAGCCUCGACGACGCGCGUCGGUUUGUCGAUCCGGACACUGUGGCUAUGGCUGCGAGCGCGGUGGCGUCGCCUGGCAAGCCUACGAACCGGGUGAGUGCGGCGCUUUCGCGGCUGGCGGCGUUUUCGGGCGGCAGUCCGCGCACGGUGGACGUGUCGCGUCGCGAUCUGGGCCGGCUGAGCAUGGAUGUGGUGGUGAGCUCGCGCAAGCCACGCAUCAAGUCGAGCCGCAGCAGUGCCGGUACGCCGCGGCUGUCGGUAGCGCCCUCGGUCGACGGCAGCGUCGCCGAAAGCGUGGCUGAGAGCGACGAGGCGCCGAGCGAACAGACGUGCAUCAUCUGCGGCGGCGAGUUCCACUUCCUCAACAGGUGCCCCGCCAUGCAGGACACAAAUAGGGCCUCGGCAAGGUGGUUCCAGCUGUGCGACCAGCUUAGGGUGCUGCUGGAGAGGGGUAGGGGCCAUACGGACGCGGAUGUGGCGACGAUCAAGACGACCAUCAGGGUCAUGGCCAUCAAGCUCAAUGGUCCGAGGGCGCUGGCGGGCCAGGCUGUACUGGUGCCCCCCUUCGAGUAG
Moesziomyces aphidis is the source of this 6738-nucleotide messenger RNA. Lineage: Eukaryota; Fungi; Basidiomycota; Ustilaginomycetes; Ustilaginales; Ustilaginaceae. The record is from the annotation of a GenBank genome assembly.